Messenger RNA from Verticillium nonalfalfae, 804 nucleotides. RefSeq lists its product as uncharacterized. NCBI's taxonomy places the organism in Eukaryota, Fungi, Ascomycota, Sordariomycetes, Glomerellales, Plectosphaerellaceae. The record is from RefSeq and is a predicted model, not a curated record. Gene Ontology annotation, molecular function: oxidoreductase activity, acting on the CH-OH group of donors, NAD or NADP as acceptor. Bases 1 to 804 code for a protein of 267 amino acids. The transcript has 2 exons.
AUGGCCCUCCUCCCCCUCCUUGGACGCCACGCCCUGAUAACGGGGGCCUCCGGCUCCAUCGGCGCAGCGAUAGCCCACCGCUUCGCCGCAGAAGGCGCCCUCGUAACCCUGACAGGCCGCAACGAGUCCGCCCUCCGCAAGACCCUCGCCUCGCUAUCGCCCUUUUCGCAGGCCCGCCUCUCGCCCGUCUUGGCGGCGAAACAGUCGGCGCAGCCGGCCGAUCCGCCACGGCACGAGUACAGCAUCCUCGACCUCUCGCGGGGCGAGGGCAGCCUCGAGCGGCAGCACGCUGUGCUGGAUGCGGUUUGGGCGAGGACCGGCCAGAUCGACGUGCUCGUCAAUGCGGCAGGCGUGGCGCAGUGGCAGCUUCUGCAGAACACGCCCAUGGAGGAGGCGCAGGCGCUGAUGGACGCAAAUCUGCUAGGUGCCGUCUUGACGUCGAGGUACAUGGCGCGACGGAUGAAGCGCCGCAGGGCCGAUCGAGACGGUAAUACAUUUCGAGCAGUAACGGCCGUGAUGAACCAUUCGCUAAGACAAAUUCUAGCAUGUAUCAUCAACGUGGCCAGCCUUCUUGCCCAUAAGGGCACAUCCGGUACAAGCGUUUACGCGGCAUCCAAGGCCGGUCUCUUGGGACUCACCCACGCCCUUGCUGCUGAACUCGCCCCCUUCAAGAUCCGAACCAACGCCAUUGUCCCCGGCUACAUCCAAACCGAAAUGAUUGCCAGUAAGCCAAGAUCCCGGGCCCUCCGAGUCCGCCCCCUGCCGCCCCGAACCCCUGCCCGUGACUACCGCAGACCGACGUGA